Miscanthus lutarioriparius is the source of this 1638-nucleotide messenger RNA. The record is from the annotation of a GenBank genome assembly. Lineage: Eukaryota; Viridiplantae; Streptophyta; Magnoliopsida; Poales; Poaceae.
AUGGCGGAUUUGGGGCUGUGGAAGCAGGCGUGGAUGUGGGUGCUAUCCCAGAAGCACAUCCUGGCGUGGGCGCACACGGCGGCGUGCGGCAGCAGGGAGCGCCUCGCCUUCCUGGUCGACCGGCACUGGCCCGCCGUGUCCCGGGCGUGCGCCACCUCCUCGCGCCUCGCGCUCGCCGCGCUGCGGCAAUGGCGCGGGUGUACGGCGCGCGGGGUGCUGGCGGUGGCCAGCCUCGGCCCCGCCGCCGUCUUCGUCAUCCUCUGGAGCUUCUUCGUCUGCAUGACCUCGCCGGCGUGCGCCCUCUACGCGCUUCUUAGCCUGGGGGCUGCUGCUGCAGUUGUUCACUAUAUGGGCUAUACACCUGGCCUUUUCAUUGUUGGGCUGUUUGGGAUAUUAAUAAUGUGGAUGUAUGGCUACUUUUGGAUUACAGGAAUGCUUCUGGUUGCUGGAGGUUGUAUGUGCUCUUUGAAACAUGCUCGAUAUGUGAUACCUGUUUUGACUUCAUAUGCUAUUUAUUCUGUGGCUGUUCGUGUUGGGUGGCUUGGAGUCUUCUUGACACUCAACCUUUCUUUCUUGACAAAUGAUCUUCUUAAUAAGUUAGCGCAAGGAUACGAAGGAAGCACUGAAGAAAGCCAGUUUCAAGACAUGAAGGAUUCUGAUCCAGUUAUGGAUGAGUUCUAUCGUAGUUGUGAAUUCCCACCAGUUCCUGAUAGUGAACCUGAGACCGUGUCUUCAGCGAAGCCAUACUGCUCAGCACCCAUCCAAGAUGUGUUACAUGUACAAAAAGAGGAACCUCCUAGUAAAGUAGUGAAAUCUGAUUCUAGUUCAUUGGAUGAGAUUAAGAGGAUAAUGGAUGGUUCAAACCAUUAUGAAGUUUUGGGCGUACCUCGUAAUAGAAGCAUUGAUCAAAAGACCUUGAAAAAAGAAUAUCACAGAAUGGUCCUGCUUGUACAUCCUGAUAAAAAUAUGGGAAAUCCAUUGGCUUGUGAAUCAUUCAAAAAGCUUCAAUCAGCUUAUGAGGUUCUCUCUGAUCUCACAAAGAAAAACACCUAUGAUGAACAACUGAGGAAAGAAGAAUCACUGAAAAUGACUCCGAGAUCACGUGUUGUCUCUCAACAGAGUGGUGUAGAGUUUCUCCCAGACGAGUCCAGGCGCAUACAGUGCACUAAGUGUGGUAAUUUCCAUAUAUGGAUAUGCACCAAGAGAAGCAAAACAAGAGCAAGAUUCUGUCAGGGCUGUGAUCAGUUUCAUCAAGCCAAGGAUGGAGAUGGAUGGGUUGAAACCAGAUUUUCAUCCUCCGUCAAGAUGGAAAUACCACGAGCCUUUGUUUGUGCUGAGAGCAAAAUAUUUGAUGUGUCUGAGUGGGCUACCUGCCAGGGAAUGGAGUGUAAGCCUAACACUCAUGGUCCAACUUUUAUGGUAAACAUGGUUGGCACAGAUAGGAUGCCUCAGAGAUCCUACAGUUCCCGGUAUCCCUUCAGCUUGGACGCAGAGAUGAUCCCUGAAGAUGAAUUUGAGCUGUGGCUUCAGCAGGCACUGGCAUCAGGCGUCUUUGCUGACAGCCCAAAGCGCAGGAAAAGCUGGAGCCCGUUCAAACUGCCUCAAAAGGGAAUUAAAAGUUGGCGAAGAUCAUCAUGA